Molecule: messenger RNA, 6047 nt
Organism: Patella vulgata (common limpet)
Lineage: Eukaryota; Metazoa; Mollusca; Gastropoda; Patellidae
Product: formimidoyltransferase-cyclodeaminase
Exons: 13
Coding region: 112-1740 (542 amino acids)
Molecular function (GO): transferase activity; folic acid binding
Source: RefSeq, a predicted model, not a curated record
GCGUGAUGACGUAUAACGCAGUGAGAAACUGGUAAGUGGUUGACACCUGCUAAAAAUUUUGUAAAUAACUCACUGAAAAGUUGAAGAGAAACGUUAAACUGAGAACUAAUUAUGCCACGAAUAAUAGAAUGUGUACCAAAUUUCUCUGAAGGCAGAAACAAAGAGGUUAUUGAGGCGAUUGCUAGUGCUAUAGCCAACACAGAAGGAUGUAGUUUAUUGGAUGUUGAUCCAGGUAUAUCAACCAAUAGAACAGUUUAUACCUUCGUGGGUAGUCCUGGGGCUGUUAUAGAGGGUGCUUUAAACUCAGCGAGAGCAGCAUAUCAUUUAAUAGACAUGAGACUUCAUCAAGGAGAGCAUCCACGUAUGGGUGCAAUGGAUGUCUGUCCAUUUAUUCCAGUACAAGAUACAACAAUGGAAGAUUGUGUUGAAUGUGCUAAAGAAUUCUGUGAUCGCUUGGCAAAUGAACUCGGCGUACCAACUUAUUUAUAUGGUGAUGCAGCCAAAGAAAAUGGUGAAUUCCGACACACUUUACCUCAAAUAAGAUCAGGAGAAUAUGAAGGUCUUAUUGAAAAGUUACGACAACCAGAUUGGAAGCCAGAUGGAGGACCAACAGAUUUUGUACCAUCAUGGGGAGCUACUGCAGUGGGGGCUAGAAAAUUCCUGAUAGCAUAUAAUAUCAAUCUCCUAGCAACAAAAGAACAAGCUCAUAGAAUAGCACUAAAUGUUCGAGAACAGGGGCGCAGCAAAGAUCAGCCUGGUAGAUUAAAGAAAUUACAAGCUAUUGGAUGGUACAUGGAAGAAGCUAAUUUAGCUCAAGUUUCUAUGAAUUUAACAGAUCAUGAAGUUACACCUUUACAUGUAGCUUAUGAAGAAUGCUAUAAAGAUGCUGAAGAACUAAAUUUAGCUGUAGUUGGGUCACAGAUUGUAGGAUUAGUGCCAUUACAGGCUAUGUUAGCAACUGCUAAUUAUUUUAUACAGAAAGAAAAUCUCUUUAUUUUGGAAGAAGACCAAAAACUAAGACUGGUAAUCAACAGACUAGGUUUGAAUUCUGUUGGAGCGUUUAGUCCCAAAGAAAGAAUAAUAGAGUAUAUGAUACAUAGUGAUACUGAUGGUCCACUUGUUAGUAUGGAAGUAAAAGAUUUUAUAUUAACUGUGGGGUCAAGGUCACCAACACCAGGUGGUGGUUCUGUAGCAGCCAUGUCUGCUGCAUUGGGAGCUGCUCUUGGUGCUAUGGUUGGAUUCCUGACAUAUGGUAAUAAAAAGUUUGCUGAUCUUGAUACCAAGAUGAGACAACUCAUUCCACCUCUAUAUAAAGGCAUGAAAGAUUUGACUCCCUUUAUUGAUGCUGAUGCUGCUGCUUUUAGUGAAUAUAUGUUGGCAAUGAAAUUACCUCACAGUAAUGAGGAAGAAACAAAUGAACGACAGAAAGCUCUACAACAGGGACUGAGUACAGCUGUUAAAGUACCACUGUGUGUAGCUAGAAUUGUAACAUCAUUGUGGGCACCUUUAAAAGAAUUAUCAGAGAUUGGUAAUAUCAACUGUAAAUCAGAUUUACAGGUGGGUGUACGUAAUUUAGAAACAGCAGUUUGGGGUACUUAUUACAACAUAUCUACAAAUCUUGAUGAAAUAACAGACGAAGAGUUCAAAAAUAAGACCAAGGCAGAAAUAGAUGAUGCUCUAAAGACUGCUCAAGAGAACUGUGUUGCCAUAUUGAAAAUUCUUGAUGGAAGAACAUCAUAGAUUCACUAAUACGCAUUAUAGUCCACGCUUUUGAUGACCUAAGUUAAAAGUUGUUCACUUUCAAAACCAAUGAUUGUUUUGUUGUUUUUAUCAAAAUUGUUGUUAAUUGAGAAUUUUUUUUUUAAUGUUUUUAAAACAUGAUUUUUUUUUUGCUGUUGUUUAGACAUUGUUAAUUGGCAUACAUAUUAUAUUAUUGACGUUAAUUUAUGCCUGUUUUUGGCCAUUUUUAUCCUUCAUAAUCCUGAUCAUUAAUGCUGCUGUGGUUGAAUCUGUUAUAUCUUUGUGAUAAAUGUUUUGCGUUAGUUUUGUUCGAAGUGACAACCUAUCAACAGUCACAUUAAUUUCAGUUCUGUCAGAUAUAGUGUAGAAAGUAACCCUCCAAAAAUAAGCAUGAACUUAACACCCCUAGAGUAAUCAGUUGUUAUUAAUUAGUCAUUAAUAACAUAAUGAUGUAAUUAUCUACUAAUCAGUGUCUUACUUCUAUAUAUGUUAAUUUCUUGUUUUAUGGUAUAAACCUAUCUGGUAGAUAGACUACAAACCUUAAAUCACCUAAAUAAUUAGUUGAAUAUUUGAAUUUUCUAGCAUGCAAAUUGACUAACAGGUGUAGGGUAUGUCACAAAAUGUUCAAACGAGAGCCCAGCCUUAGAAGGUAGAUGCAGUCAGAAGACAAAAAACUUAAGACUCCUGGCUAAAUGAUCUCUGUCAAUAUUUCUUCAUGUUUUAUAAAUUAUUCGUUUAUAUAAUCAACCUAUCAAUUAAAACGAUGGUACAGAAAAUUCCAUGAAAUCUUUUCAAGGGAAUUAUAAUGCUGUUGUCACAGGCCCAGAACACAGUUUUCUUAAACAUGUCCUUAGUUGUUAAUGGAGUGACCAUUCCGAAAAAUGGAGCAAAAAUAGAAUUUGAUUUUGAUUAGAUUGUGAAGUAAGCUACUCUUGUAUGCUUUGAAUAUUAAUAAUAACGAUACAUGAUUGAUUGUUGUGUAUCUUCUGCCAUUCACAACAGUCAGUCGCAGAUAUUUAACUGUGGGCCUAUAUAGUCACUUUCAUUUCCUUUUUAGUGUUACGCAGUCUCAAUUAACCAGUCACUCUUAAUGAUGCACUUGCCCAACCUUCUAAAAUUUCUAAGUCUCUGACAUUUUGUUGUUCAAACUUCUAAUCAAAAUGUAAGUAACAAUCUGUAAAUCCUUCGUUUUCAGUAUUGAGAUCUAGUCCAAGAAACAGACAUUCCUUAGAAAAAUUGUAAAUAUAAUGCAGAUUUAGUCAAAUGAAUGUAACUAAUAAUGUUUUGAGUUUUAAUUAAAUAAACUGAAAACAUUUAAAAUCUCUGAUUUAAAUGAUUUUAUCAAAAUUUUUAUUAUAUGUAUUUUAAUUUCUAACUUUUUGUUUUUGUUGAAGAGCUUUAAUAGAAAUUCUUUGGACAGAGUUUCAGGGUAGAAUGUUGCUGACAAUAUACAGUAUUCACUAGUCAUUCUAUUUUUUUUUAUAUAUAUUUUAAUUUAACUUUUACUUCUUUAUUAUGAGUAAAUAUUUGGCUAGUAACUAGAAGUCGUAUGUUUUAAUACAUGUGAUUAGAUACUGUAUUAUUACCAAUUAGUAUAGUUAUUCGUUAACAUAUGUAUUUGGUUUAUCUCAUUAAAAAGGUGUAUAAUAUUUUUUCUUCCUUAUAUAAUUUAAUAAUGUAAAAUUUAAUCCUUUAUUUUGUAUUAUUUUGUAAUAGAAAUCCACAAUACAAUUUGGGUUCUACAGCUGAUUAAAUUUGACCAUUACAUUACAAAACAUUAAAUUGUUGCAUAAUUACUAAUAAUGUGAAGUCUCUGUUGUGUAUGCAAUAAUUUAAUAAUCUUUAAGUGACUAGAGAUAGAAUAGAACAUAUUUAACUUAUUUGAUAGACACAGAGUAAUUUAUAUCAUAUUGCAGAAUUUCAAUGGUUUCAUAUUUGGGCCAAACCAAUCUGUUUUAUUGCUUUGGCAUCAUGAUAAAUAGCCUCAUUAGCCUCAAACAUUUUUAGCUAAAAGCAGCAAAGAAUGUUUUGUUUGAAUGUUUUUCUGUACACAAAGAUAGGAAGCUAAAUUUUAAUAGUUGUCCCUAAAGAACUAAACUGCCACUGUUGGGGCCGUUCAGACUUCUACCAGUUCUAUCUAAUAGAUGUAAUUUACUUUUUACAGGCAGAAUUGUACUGUCUUUAUGUGUGAUGCAUUUAUAGAUAUUUGUAUUCAGAUUAAGUUAUUGUUUUUUUGUUGCACUGAAAUGAUUCUUAACUAGGAUCCCAGUGCAUUUGCUUACAUUGUGAUAUUGAAGGCAUAUCUACCGAUUCUCUAUGAAUUAUGCUUUUAAUAACUUAAAUUGCUUUCUGUAAUAAUGUUGUUAAUGAAGUAAUUGAAAAAGUAGAUUCGUCUUUUAUGCCUAUCUAAAAAAUUAUUUAAAUGUGAUAUCCUGCAAGCCUUAAAUAUUUAUAUUGAAAUAUAUUGAUGAGUUAUAAGGCCAUAUAUAAAACUAUUCUGGUUCCCAGAUACUACUGCCUCACUUUUAAAAAGAAAAUAAAAACAGGCUCAUUAAUUACUGCACGUAAAUAUUUUAUCCUGGUUACAGAAACUAAAUCUAUAAAAAUAAUUGAAUGAAUCCCUCCAGCAUCAGAUUUUUGGUAAGGAUUGUCUGAGAACCAGGCCUAAUACAGUAUAUUUUAUAAUCACCAUAACUUUUGAUAUGUAUAUUUUUGCAAUAAUAUACAAAUAAUAGUGAAUUUUACUGAUGCUCAUUAAGGUUCUUUUUAUUUUAAUUGGCCAAUUUGUUAGGUAUAGUUAUGUUUUCCAAAUUAUGUUAAUACUGAUAGAGAAUGUUACAAAAUAUAUUUUGCUGUUAAAUUACCAUUUAUUACUGUUAGGCUAGGAGAGGGGGUUUUUUUCAGAAAAAAAAAUAUUUAAACUUUCCUGAACCCUACCUAAUGUAGAAGAUCACUGAGUUUAUUUAUUGAGAUGAUCAGGGAAGCUAUUCUGUUAAAGUUGUUAUAUUUGUAACAAUGAUUAUAGAUAUCUCAUUGAUUUUAUAUCUCAUUGACUGCUAUAGCAUAUAAGGAAUGAUCUCAACUUCUUGUUUACAAAUAAUUAAUUUUCUGAUCUUAAAUUUGUUCAUCAGUUUAUAUUUUCCAUUUUCUAUUGCUUGUUGUAAUUUUAACAUGUUAGUGACAUAGGGUAGUUACUAUUGAGGGAACCGUUACUUACAUGACAUAACACUUGACAGGAAAAUACUUUCCUGGAUCAGUUUUCAAUAUAUUGUUCAGCUGCUUAAAGAUGCAUUAUGUAAGAACUAAAACUGCCUAUCGCCUUUCUUUAUCGCCUGGUCAACUGGUGGGGGUUUCGAUUCCCUGGUUGUACGUGACAAGGAGUAGGAACGCCUGACCAACCUCUUGGGUUUCCUCUGGUUUGCUCCCACUACUAAGGACCCCUAUGCGCAAGCAAAUUAUUGAAAUAAAAUUGAACCAUGUGUUAGUCCCGAAAUGACCUAGUUUGUUAUGGGUGGACGUUAAACCCCAUUUCUCUCUCUCUAUCACCUGUCAAAUGUUAUAUAAACUAUUAUUUAGACAUUUAUUAACAUGACAAGCCCAUAAUCAACUCUCUAGCCCAUCGGAUGGUAGAGAUUUAAAUGGAUUAAAACUCCUGCGAGAUUUAAAGAUUUAAUGAUAAAAUGGAUAAUCAAAACAGUCUUGUUUGUCCUGUACUGUUGCUGCUCUGGGCUAUAUCUUCCAACACUCAUAACUUCAUUCAGAAUAAAGUAAUUUGAAUGAAAUUUUCAAUAUAUUCCUUUUUUCGUUAUAUAAUUUUAUAGCAAGAAUGGCCACAGUUUUUAUCUUAUUAUUACAUAAUGCAUCUUUAAAAAAUAUAUUAAAAUGAUUUAGACUGAAGAUUUCUACAGCAUCUUGACCCUGUCCAAAAUAUCAUAAAACCAUCCCAAAUGUAUCAUUCAGAGCCUUGUGUUAGGUUAUGGAGAAUUCUGCAUAUCAUGUAGUGAAACUUUUAUAUGUCAAGAUUCAUAGAGAUUAGGGCUUCGGAUAGACUCGGGUGUUGAGAGUAAGUGGUUCUUAUUGCAAUUAAAUUAUUCCAUAAAAUUGUUGAUGUUGCUCAAUUUAUCUUAAUCCAUGUGAUUUAUCAACAUGUCAUAUAAAAUGUUGAUCUAUAUUUUUAGGGAACAGCUUUAUGAUCGAUGUUUUCAGACAUAAAGGAUAAAGUAUUAGCAUUAAUAAGUUAGUUUUAUAUCAAAUUUAUAUCAUUACCAUUUUUAAUAUAGUUACAUAAUAAAUAAAUUAAAACUUUA